ACCAUCCUUCCGGGUAUCCAGAGCAUUCAACUACAGCUACUACUACAUUAAGCCUCCUCACAUUUACACGACUCUCCAAACAAAAAAACCCACCUUCACCUUCUACCAACCAUGAAGUUUGCUCUCGUCGCUGCCGUCUCCGCCCUCUCCACCGUGGUCUCCGGUUUGGCACUGCCAAACCUGGUUCUCCGCGCUCCCCAAAUCUUCCGCCCGGCAGUCGGCCUCGUGGUCAAGGAAGACAAUCCAAACACAGCCUUCCCUCCCACCAACACAGUGGAGGUCUCCCGCAAAAACGGCCAGCACAACGUCAAGACCCUUCUCGGGUUCUCUCUCCCCCCCCUCCCCGGCAAGGUGUGCACCAUCAGCUUCUCCAACGGCUUCACCCCCUCCGGCAGUCGCAGGAUGCAACUGUUCACUACCAUUGGGUAUCCUAGCAACGGGAAUACCUGGAAUUCCAAGCCAUCCACCAAUGUUCAUAAGGGUACCUUCCUGGCUUCGGUUAACGGUGCCGGCCCGGCAACUGUGGUGGAAGAUUUUGGCUUGACGUUCGACUGCCCGUCAUCUGCUACCAACCUCGGUUAUGAGGUACAGCCGGUUUGGGAUGAUGAUUUUAUCACUUGGGAUAUCACCACGGGAGGGUUUGUCAUUUCUGCCGAAUAAGGGCAUCAUCAAUUGAAAGGGGGGAGGGACAUGAGGGACUAAAGAGUUGGGAUUCUGUUCGAUCAUGUUUUCAUUUUUUUUUUUUUUUUCCUUUCGGGGGAAGGGGGGGUUUUGUCUGGUUUAGCCACGGCCCUCAGCUUCAACAUCUUCUUUACACUCCUUCAAGAACUUUAUGGCAUUACGGUAGACGCAUGUGCUCGGAGGACUUAUUUAAUGAGUUUUAAUGGAAUUUCUAUCCACUCGCAG
Tuber aestivum (summer truffle) is the source of this 906-nucleotide messenger RNA. Lineage: Eukaryota; Fungi; Ascomycota; Pezizomycetes; Pezizales; Tuberaceae. The record is from the annotation of a GenBank genome assembly.